CCGUGCCGGAGGGGGCCUGGCUUGCAGCUCUUCCCGGGCAGGGAAACGCGGAGGAGAAUAAAUGCAAUGUAACUGCGCCGACGUGAUGAGCAGGCGCUCUCCACCUCAAAUGUUGACGGCGGCAGGCUUACAUGGGUUACGAGGAGAGGGUCCGUUAGGUUGGGGCAGCCCAGCGUGCCAGCUAGCAGCUGAUGCAGCAAGUCCCAGAAGUUGCGCUAGAGGCCGGAUUCGUAAUCGCCAAGGACGCGCCAAUGGAGCAGCCCAUCUCCCUGCGCUCUCGGCGGGGCGGCCACGCAAGCGGCACUGGCCAGUCACAGCGAGCCGUGGCCGCCCCUCUCCGCUACGGACUCGGUUUUACGGUGCACAUGGCUGGGACCACGGUCUGGAAUUGUGGAAUCUGGAGGGGCUGUCUGCCAAAGGACGUCAUGCUCCAACUCGCGAAGAAAAAAGAAAAGCAGGCGUCAUUGGGGAAAUGCCUGUAA
This is a messenger RNA of Gaeumannomyces tritici R3-111a-1, 482 nucleotides long. RefSeq lists its product as hypothetical. Lineage: Eukaryota; Fungi; Ascomycota; Sordariomycetes; Magnaporthales; Magnaporthaceae. The record is from RefSeq and is a predicted model, not a curated record. Bases 192 to 482 code for a protein of 96 amino acids. The transcript has a single exon.